AUGGCGCUGCUGCUGCUGCCGCCGCCGCUGCUGUCGGGGUCAGCACUGGAACAGCUCCUGCUCUUUCAUUUUCAUAAACACUUGCUGCCUCCGCCGCCGCCGCCGCCGCUGCCUCCGCCGCUGCUGCUGCUGUGACUUCUCCCUCCCGCAGCUCCCUCCUCUGCCUCUUUGGGGGCGGUUUCUUUCUUUAUUACCAACUCCCCCCUCCUUCUUCUCCUCCUCCCGGAAACGGGCGGCCACAAUGAUUUAUUAUUAAUUAUUAUUGUUGUUCUUAUGAUUAUGAUGACUUUGAGCCCCAAAGGCUCUCCCCCUCCCCUCUGUAGGAGGUGCCGCACAAAGGGCACAGUGUGAAGAGCCGCAGCUGGGGGUGGGUGCUAGCCGCAUCCCAAACUUGCAACGUGUGUGCGUGUGCGCGCGUGUAUGCGCGCGCGCGUGUUUGUAUUCAGGGAUCGCUCCGUGUGUGAGUGUGUGGGUGUGCUUGCGCGCGUGUGCAUGCCUCCUGGUUUUUUUUUUUUUUUCACCCCCUUAUUGGAAGCAAGGAGAAAUCUCUGUCUCUCUACUUAGAUAUAUUUUUUCGGAUUGCACCAGUCCAGGGGCUGCCCUGCUGCUGCAGAAGCAAAGGCACUUUUCCCAUAGUGGAAGAGAGAGAGAGAGGGAAAAAAAAGACAGAGGGAGAGCGGGAGAGAGACGGCACCCUCAGGCCUCUUUUCUUUGGGGAUCUUGGCGGGGGUAAUUCUCUAAAAAUACCUGCGAGCAGGAGAUGCAUUAGAAUAAAAUGGAGGAGGGGUUGCAGCAGUGAUUCGCGGUGUUAUUUUCAUUUGGCUCCAAUGCAACUCCUGGGGCAGUGAUCAUCCAGGGCUCUAUUCUCCCUCCCUUCCCCUCCCCCCAGCUUCUUUUUCCCUCCUCUUUUAUUAUUUUUUUCACUUUUGCUUUUUGCUUUUUGUUUUUUUAAACCGACAUUUCUCUCCUAUGCUUUGCCAUGAGAAUGUCCGCCAAGCUCCUUGCCCUAGUCAUGUGGUCUUCGUUUUUCAACCCCAGUUUUGCAUUCAGCUCCCACUUCGAUCCUGACGGAGCCCCACUUAGUGAGCUGUCCUGGUCCUCGUCUCUUGCUGUGGUCGCUGUUUCUUUCUCUGGACUCUUUACCUUCAUCUUCCUCAUGCUGGCUUGCCUGUGCUGUAAGAAGGGAAACAUCGGGUUCAAGGAGCCCCCAGGGAACCCUGGAUCAGGAUCCACGGCUCACGGGAGGUCUCCGUCUCCGCUUCCCCCCCACCAGGAGUUUGAGAAUGCCGAGGGUGACGACUACACCACCGAGUUCUCCGUGCAGGGGUCUCCGGCCACGCAGAAUGGCCCCGAGGUGUACAUACUGCCCCUCACUGAGGUCUCACUCCCCAUGGCCAAGCAGCCUGGGAGAUCAGUUCAACUGCUCAAGUCUACAGAUCUGGGACGCUACAGCCUUCUGUACCUGAAGGAGAUUGGCCAUGGCUGGUUUGGGAAGGUUUUCCUGGGCGAGGUUAAUUCGGGCAUCAGCAGCACCCAGGUGGUGGUGAAGGAGCUGAAAGUGAGCGCCAGUGUUCAGGACCAGAUGCAGUUCCUGGAAGAGGCCCAGCCGUACCGGGCUCUGCAGCACAGUAACCUGCUCCAGUGUCUGGCCCAGUGUGCAGAGGUGACGCCCUACCUGCUGGUGAUGGAAUUCUGUCCACUGGGAGACCUCAAGGGCUAUCUGCGCAGCUGCCGGGUGGCCGAAUCCAUGGUUCCGGAUCCCCUGACCCUGCAGCGGAUGGCUUGCGAGUUGGCCUGUGGAGUCCUACACCUACACAAGAACAACUAUGUGCACAGCGACCUAGCCUUGAGGAACUGCUUACUUACUGCCGACCUGACUGUGAAAAUUGGGGACUACGGCCUCUCUCACUGCAAGUACAAAGACGACUACUUCGUGACGGCCGACCAGCUGUGGGUGCCGCUGCGCUGGAUUGCCCCCGAGCUCAUUGAUGAGGUGCACAGCAACCUCCUCGUCGUGGACCAGACCAAGGCCAGCAAUGUCUGGUCGCUGGGCGUGACCAUCUGGGAGCUGUUUGAGUUGGGGGCCCAGCCCUAUCACCACUACUCUGACCGCCAGGUGCUUACCUACGCUAUCAAGGAGCAGCAGCUCAAGUUACCCAAGCCCCAGCUGAAGCUGUCGCUCUCAGACCGCUGGUAUGAGGUGAUGCAAUUCUGCUGGCUGCAGCCGGAGCAGCGGCCCACCGCAGAGGAGGUGCAUUUGCUGCUGUCCUACCUGUGUGCCAAGGGCACCACGGAGGCCGAGGAGGACUUUGAGAAGCGGUGGAAGUCCCUGAAGCCCAGCGGGACGGGCGGAGCCGGCCACCUGGGCAGUGUGGCUGAGCUGUCCUCCAGCUUCCCGCUCCUGGAGCAGUUCUCCGGGGACGGCUUCCAUUCAGAUGGCGAUGACAUCUUAACCGUGAUGGAGACCAGCCACGGGCUCAACUUUGAGUACAAGUGGGAGCCCAACCGGGCCGAGGCCUUCCAGACUCCCGCGGGCACCCUCAGUCCCCGCCACGCUGCCCACUACCAGGACCUCUACUACCCAGCCAGCUCCUCCACCAGCCACCUGAGCCUGGGGGUCUCCCCUUCCUGCUACGAGUGCCCUCCGCCUGGCGUGGUGCCCAUUCUCAGUGCCCACAGCCCUUCCGUGAGCAGCGAGUACUACAUCCGCAUUGAAGAACCGGCUGACUGUGACCUGGACUUCACCAUGUGCUCCUCCAGCCCCGAGGGCCAGCAGGCGUCCCCCGAGGUGGCCACUCCCUGGUGUGACAAAGAAGGGCCCGUGGGGGGGACUUACGACUCAGACAGCAGCCCCACUGUGUCCCUGACUAUGGAGCCCCUCCUGGGGCAAGGACCCAGUGGGGAGGGGCCCUGGGACCACCCUGACUACUACUCCCACAUGAGCUGUAGCAAAGACUCACUCUGCUAUCAGCCUUCCCCUGUGGGGGACUCGCGGACCGAAGACACUUUGUUGGGGGAUUGCAGGGAGGGCGCCAGCAAAGACUGGGGCUUUCCAGGCUUCGGCCAGGCUUUUUUUGAGGACCCAUUGGGGGUGUCCCCCUCGGGGAAUGCUGCACCCCAGGACUCACCAGGGGGGGCCCAGGAAGCAACGGUGGGAGAAUCGACGAAACAGGAGGCACAGGGCAGUCCUCCUGAAUCAGUCACGAUAGAGCUGGGUGAGCCUGAGAGUCUGCCUUGCGGCGGCUCCCACCAGGAGGGCGCCGAGGAGGCAAGCUUGGCUGCCCAGCAGAGACACUGGACCUCAAACGUAUCUGCCAAUAACAACAUCAAUAGUGGCUGCCCCCCUGAUUCCUGGGCUGCUCACUUUAUAGAUUCCUACUCGGAAUCAGGAGAGCGCCCGGGGACAGAAGCUGACCCGUGUGAGCCCCCUGCCCUGGACUGCGUGCCAGCCCCGCCCCUUCCGGAGGGACAGGCGUCGGAGGUAGCUUCCCCCGGGCAGGAGCCGGGGAGCCCGCCUAGCUUUGCCUCACACUGCCAGGUGGAGGAGGGCCCGGCUCCAGUCACUGCCUCUCCCUCCCCAAUGAGAGACAUGGACGCUGCAGACAGGAGGGCUGUAGACCCUGGGGCCGACCAGAAAGCCCCGGAGGAAGCCAUGGCCCCUUGCAGUUCCCCAGCCCGGUCUCCCUUGCCCUCCCCCCCACAAGGGAGAGCCCUGCUUCUCUCCCGGGCGGCGGGCAGUCUGGCCCCUGUUCCUAAGCCCGAUUCCCCCGUGCCCUGGGAUUGUAGCCAGAGUAACAGCAAUGAGCCAGACCAGACGCUGGACAGCAGUGGGAGCUUCCCUGAGCUGGAAGGGCCGGGUAGCGAGGACGAGGACACGACGGAGGCCACCUCCGGGGUCUUCACGGACUUUUCCAACGACUGCCUUAUUGAGAAGCCUGACACAACCCCCGCCUUCCGCUCCCUCCAGAAGCAGGUGGGAACGCCGGAUUCCCUGGAGUCGCUGGACAUCCCAUCCACGGCCAGUGACGGCGGGGAGAUCUACAGCCCGACAGUGUCCUACCCCGCCACUGGGCAGCCCCGGGCACUCGACAGUGGCUACGACACGGAGAACUACGAGUCCCCUGAGUUUGUGCUCAAAGAACCCCAUGAGCCCCGAGACCCAGAGGAGUUUGGGCCCCUGGGAAAGGAGGACGAGAGCCCCGCCUUGGAGAUGAGGCUUUCGUCCUCCAUCAGUGCUGAGCUGCACGGUCUGAAUGAGAAAAACCCCUACCGAGACUCGGCCUACUUCUCUGACUAUGACACAGAGACCGAGAGGCCCUCCCAGGGGAGGGAGGAGGAGGAGGACGACAGUGAGCCCGGAGACACAGAGUCCAGCCCGUUGGGCCCCCAGCCCCACAGUGGGGACACUCCAACCCCGGAGGAAGCGGGCGCUCAGCCUGCCCCUGCCCCUGCUGGGGAGCCCCCUCCAGGGUCCAUUGGAGGAGGAGACCAGGAGAGCCCCGAGGCCCUGGGAGAAGGGCUGGCCCCUGCUGCUGUCCCUGCUCCUGCCCCGCUCCCCACCCCUGCCCCUGUUCCAUCCAAAUUGUUCUUCCUGACUCCUGUCCUGCCAAGCUUGGAGGGCAGUGGGGCUGCGCAAAGCUGCUGCGAACCCCAGGAGGCCCCAGGCCUGUCCCCCACCUUGGCGGGCCAGGGCACUUGGGACCCGGUUCCUGGGGCAGAGGCACAAGAGUGGAAGGAAGCCACCGCCUGCGAAAGCCAGCCGGGGGAGAAGCCGGCCCCACGGCCGACGCCUCUGCGCCUGGACCUGUCGGACCUCCCGGCAGCCAAGGAGAGCCGGCCGGCCGAGGAGGAGGAGGAGGAAGACUCGGACGACAGCGACGAGUCCGACGAAGAGCUGUGCUGCUACAACAUCCAGGAGCAGAGCGAGGAGAGCGAGGAGGAACCAGCCGCCGUGCCCAUUGUGGUAGCCGAGAGCCACAGCGCCCGCAACCUCCGCAGCCUCCUCAAGAUGCCCAGCCUCAUGUCCCAGUCCUUCUGCGAGGACCUGGACCGCAAGAAAAAGGCCGUCUCCUUUUUCGAUGAUGUUACCGUCUACCUCUUCGACCAGGAAAGCCCCACUAGGGAGCUCGGGGAGCAGCACUUCCCUGAGACGAAGGAAGUGGCUUCCUCCUUCCUGCCGAGCAGCCCCACUUCUCUGAGCCCGUCGGACCAACUCAGUACAGCAGACAAUUUCUCCGACAGGACGGUCUCUGAAGAGAGUGAGCCUGGUGGCGGGUUCGAGUGGGAUGAUGAUUUCCCGCUAAUGCCAGCCAAGAAAUCUUUUGUGUCUUCACCGGGGCCUGGAGUGCCGGACUCCGUGCUGCCCAGCCUGGCCACCCCACCGAAGCAGGUGCUGCCCGUCCAGUUUUCCCGCUUCACUGUGUCUCCCAGCCCAGUCUCCCGAUUCUCCAUUACACACGUCUCUGACUCGGACAUCGAGUCUGUAGGAGGAAGCAGUGAAGACGGGGACAGAGAAUAACCUGGGCCUGGAAGGCACUUCAGAGCCUCCAGUGCCCGUCCCGGCCCUGUGGACCAGGGCGAGAAGAGAUGGCCCUCCCAGCCCCAAGACGAAGCCUCGGAGGAGAUGGGGAGGAGGGGGGGCGGGGGUUGUCAAGAACUCAGCUCUAUUUUUUUAGACAGAUUUUAUCAGAGGCAUUUGGUUUGCUGCUAGCUCACAGAGACAUCACCCCCACCCCCUGCCUUCUGCCCCUUUGUCCGGUACCGGUGCAGCCACGGGCGAUGGUCCAUGUGGACAUACAUGCUGAAGGCAUGCGGGUUUGUGUACAAAUAUACAUAUAUAAAUGAUAGCGUUAAAGGGUAGACUUGCAGAACCCUGCUCCCCUUCUUACCCCCCUGUCGAAGGGGCUAUGACCCCAGUAUUGCUUGCUCUUCUCUAUGGUCUGUGACCUCUCGGGGCUUCCCCCUUGCUGCUGCCCCAGUGCCUCGUGCUCCCCUGCUUCCUAGAGCUGUAGUGGGGGGCAGGAGCCUCUCCUGGGGCCUUCCUCCCUGCCCCUGCUCUCUCUCAGACCCUGCUGUACAUACAUUGGAUUUCUGAGUCCCCUCCCUAGUGUCAUUCAGUAACAGUCCCCCUUCGCUUCCCACUGGAACGCGUUUUCACCUUGUUUCCCUCUACAACUCACCUAGAUGGCUGGUUUCCUGAGCUGGCUCCAGGCCCGACCCUCCUUGUGCUCUUCCUCCUGCUCCUGCCAGGAGCUGAAGCUGCUCAGCUCAGAUGGCACAAGGAGAGGGACUCCCCCAUCCACCCCUUCCCUCUGCUCUCUCUCAAUAUUCCCUUGUUUUGCUUUUGUCCCUUAAACCCUUCCCGAGCAGAAGUCUGGGCAAUAUUUCCCAAGCAGCUGUUGCUGUCUGGCUAAAGCCGGGAAACUUGAUGGGUCUUUCCCUCCAGAAAACAAGGUUUCCCCGCCCUAGGGCCUUGGAGCUUUGAAGCCAUGGAAUGGGCGGGUGUCUCUAGCAGCACAGCCUCAUUCAUCAGUCAGACUAUGGAACUUUGGGGGUUUCUCGCCCCUUUACCACGGGCCCUAUUCUGGAGGUUGCUUGUGGGGAGCAAGGGCUGGGCGGGGGAGAGUUUGGGAAGACUUUUCUACAGAGUGCGCAGGUAGUGAAACGGAAGCGCUUUUUGGGCCAUAACGGCCUUGAUCUGCCAAGGAGAGGAAGGAGGGGACCCCCCACCGGGCUGUCCACUUUCAUGUUCAGUGUUGGGGUCCCUAUUCCCCCUGUCCAGGGGCCAAGGGGGAGGGAGCAGAUGGCAAAUGGGGCUCUGUGGGAAUAUUUUUGUAAUGGCUAAUGCAGAGAGAAUGGGACCGUGAUAAUUUUAAGUUAUUGUUGCCAAAGAGAUGUAAAGAGUUUAUUGUGGGGGUGGGGGUGGGAGGGAAAGGGACCUUAUUUUUGGUUUGUCCUUUUUUUUAAUAAUUUGUUUGAGGCUUAGAAUGCUGGUGCAAUGACUUUUUUUUUUCUUUAUUUAAAAAGAAUUUAAGCUAAGAAAAAAAAGCCUUUAAGCCAAGAGAGUGUGUUCUCCUUUGGGGCCAAUAGACCACCCCCUGUACCAGAGACACAGCCUUGGGAGAUGAAAGUAGGGAGCAGAGCAGGUGGAUGACAAAUGUGUGUAUGUAUGUGCUCAUAUUAUGCAAGAGCAUUGUGGGGAAGUGUGGGAAUGGGGGAGUGUGUGCGUCUGUGGGUGGCCCACAUGCCCCAGCCUGUGUGCGUGUGAGCAAGUAAACAGGUGUGCUCUGUGUGUGUGUGUCUGGGCAAUGGCAGCCGGACCUACCAAGGCAGGUGGAGCCUGGAUUGUUUUUCUGUGAUAUCUGUGUGUGUUCCUGGCGUGAUUCGAACGUGUCAUAGCUUGAAACUUCAUCCCAGUUGACAUCUGUUCCUGGAAAGGACCUUCAGGACUUUCUGAAGCCGGGGCCUUCAUAGGCCCAGAGACCAGGCCAGCUUCUGGGUCUCCGCAUCCGCCUCUCCCUGGCUGUCUCUGAAAGUCUCAGUGGCCUUGGAGGGAGAGGAGGAGGGAGGGUAUGGAAAGAAGCUGAGCCUGAUUAAGUUUUUAAUGGCUGCAGGUAAAAUGAAGGGGCAGAAGGUGUGUCUCCCCCGACAGAGUUCGGGAUAAGAGGCCGGGUGCUGGGUGCCCGCUUUGUUAGGCAGCCCUUGAGGCAGGGGCUAGAUCCCUUCCAGCCGGACCUCCUCUCCUGGGAGCCAUCUCAUUUCUGGAGAGCAGACGGGACUGUCUCCUCUCAGCUGUCCUUCCCUCGGGUUGGAUGAUCCCAAUCCUUGAAGGUUUCUCUGGUGUUCCUGGUCAGGACCCCAACAGAUCCUCUUGGUGGCCUCUGAGACAAUGACUGUCUGAAGGCAGACCUGGAAUGGUCUGGUUUUAAUGAGAGGAAAACUGAGGACGAGAGACAGCAGGACCAAACUGUGGCUCCUGGGAAUGAAGCGUGGGACCUCUGAUAGAUUGGGAGCAGGGUCCCCUCAGGGAAGGGGUGACAGAAGCUUUCUAGACCCCAGCUUCUUAAUUUGUGCUCGAAACUCCAUGGGGGACCUCACAGCUGAAUGGUGGGGUCACACAACUAUGAUUUAUUGUCGGCAAAUGUUUGAUUUGUAUAGCUGUUUUAUAUACCUGUAUGCCUGGAGUCAUGUAAAAAUUUCUUGGUAAAGAAGGGUCUCAUGGACAAAGUUUAAGAAGACCUUCUCUAGACCACCCCUGAAUUGCUCUGAUUAACUCUGCUCUCACCCACACCAACCCUCCAGCCACGAAUGAGAAGAGAUGGCAAAUGGUUUGCCCCUUGUACCCCAGGAGGGAAUGGAGCUGAUCCUGGUCCCUCUGCCCCAGCUCUAAAAAACAAAAAGCUAUUUGAAGUCUUGUCAAAAGUGGGCAGGAGUGAGCUGGGAGCUGGUGGAGGUGGGAGGGUGGCUACUGGCCAGCCAGAUUAUUCUGGGACUUUGAUCCCUCUGCCCUGGAUGGCCCUCGUUGCUCUAGACAAAAUGGGGGGUGGUCAGAAGUGAGUAGAAGAGCAGCUUCCCCGCAGAAGGGGCAAGAGCCUGUGCCAAGCCUAAUUGCCGAGCUAUUAAGCAGUUUUCAGGGGCUCUGGCCGCUGCCACCCUCCUUUUUAUUGUCUAUUGAAGCUUUUGACAGUUUCAGCUUUUAUUUUCUCCUGGAUCCCCAGUCUCCUGACAGUGCGUUCUGGGUUUUAUUCCUUGCAGCCAUCUCCUCUCCAAGUGAGGAAAGCUUUGCUUACCCUCGGCCCCCUGGGAUGGUCUAAUUGCCUUGUCAUUGUUCCUCUGUGCUGCUGAAGCCUCUUCUUCGUACUCUUCUGGUGGUUUCCCUUUUGUCCAGUCUUUGAUAAUGCAACAGAUAUUUUUUAAAAUAAUGCUACAUCCUAGGGGAGCCUUGCCCUCCACCCACGUUCCAUCAAGCAAAGGAGGGGCACUCCUUGGGAGGAAGAACUCGACCCGCCAAACUCGGGGCCAGGAAGAGCUUUCCCGUCAUCGUUCGCUGAUUCACUAGGAAACGUCCCCCAAAGCAUUGGUACCUCGACUUCAUCUGGACCUAGUUAAAAGUAGUUAGAGAAGCUGAGGAAAUGGUGGGUUUUGUGGGUCAGUUACUGCCAGGCCUUCCAACUGACUCACCUGACCCUUAUGCGGGAUUGGGCCAGUGCUGACCUUCCUCCAGUCCCUUAAGGGGGCUGGCCAGUUGGGCAGCUAACAACUGGGGGUGGGGUGCAGACCCACCCGGCCUCCCGCAGCACUGACUUCCCCAACCUUGGCCUCCUUUAGCACCGCACGCCAAGCACCUGGACUCCCCCUGGGGUCUGGGGAGCACAGAACGACUGUUCUUACCUUGGGUCUAAGAAUGGAGUCAGUCCCAAGCCUUUGGAUCUUGUGGCCUAGAAAACCGAUCCCAGGAGCAGUUCAGGCUAGGGAGGGGAGUCCAACCCAAAGCCGACUGAGAAUCCCUGGUACAGAGCCGCUAGAAAGGAGGCAGCGAAUUGUCGAAUUUUCCCUUAAAUCAAGCUGCUCCUGCCCCCUCUGCCCUAGACCUAGUUCCCCCCUGGCGUGGAGCAGUUCCCUGAAAGUUGCAAUCUCCUUGAUAACCCAAGGACUGGGACAGCUGCAAACGGCCUUCUCUCCUUCAGGGGCCUUGCUCAUGCGCUCAUGCUAAAGGCCUCAACCCCUCUCCCCCUGCCCUCAUUACAGCACAUCCAGCUCCAGGUCCCCUUUGGGGGAGCCAGGAACUCUCUUCCCGGAUCCCAUUACUCCAACCCCCACCCCAAUUUGUGCCAAACAGGGGCAGGGUAACCUUCAUCGGACUGUUCUUCCAUUUGUAAAAUGGGCGGUGGGGUGAGCUUUGAUAACCUGGCUUCCGGAGCAUCUCUCUGCUUCUGGUAUUCCCGUUGUGUUUCUUCUUGGGGUGUGUGUGGGGGGAGGGUGUUAACAGGGCUGGCAGGAAGCCUGAAUCUCAGUCUGACUGACCAAGUUCUGUGCUGCAGUUUCAGGGAAAAGCCUGGUUUCCUUUUAAACCAGGAGGUAACCUCUGUACCAGGUGGGAGCCGGUCGUGUAUCUGGGCAGGAAGGGGCUCAGUGCUCCCUCUCCCUGGGCUACUACCCAGGCAAGUCCAGGGGAAGCGGUCCUUGUUCCCCUGGUCCUAUAACCCUGCCCUGCCAGGUCUCCCACGCGUCUUGUCCAGGGUAGGUUGGGCCUAGGACAGCAGGGGAACCAGGACCAGGUGCUGCUGGUCUAGACCCUCCCUCCAACCCCCAAAUACUACUUAAAGGCUGCAUGAGGCUCAAGCUGUCUUGGAUAUUUUUAUUAAGAUAAAGGCUAUUAUUGUAUAUUUUAUCAAUACGGGUCAUAAUUGCUGUAUUUUUUACCAGUGCUGAUUUCCAUACAGCUCCCCAGCAUGUGUGUAAAAUAUCGUUGGUCUGGUAAUAAAGUUUUUAAAAUAUCUUAAA
Messenger RNA from Antechinus flavipes (yellow-footed antechinus), 10503 nucleotides. RefSeq names its product apoptosis associated tyrosine kinase (gene LMTK1). The record is from RefSeq and is a predicted model, not a curated record. Gene Ontology annotation, biological process: brain development; peptidyl-tyrosine autophosphorylation. Gene Ontology annotation, molecular function: protein tyrosine kinase activity; ATP binding. Bases 980 to 5518 code for a protein of 1512 amino acids. Lineage: Eukaryota; Metazoa; Chordata; Mammalia; Dasyuromorphia; Dasyuridae. The transcript is spliced from 14 exons.